Molecule: messenger RNA, 2052 nt
Organism: Episyrphus balteatus (marmalade hoverfly)
Lineage: Eukaryota; Metazoa; Arthropoda; Insecta; Diptera; Syrphidae
Gene: Nf-YC
Product: nuclear transcription factor Y subunit gamma
Exons: 3
Coding region: 452-1618 (388 amino acids)
Biological process (GO): regulation of DNA-templated transcription
Cellular component (GO): CCAAT-binding factor complex; nucleus
Molecular function (GO): DNA-binding transcription activator activity, RNA polymerase II-specific; protein heterodimerization activity; DNA binding
Source: RefSeq, a predicted model, not a curated record
AAUCAGCCAAUCAUGAUCAAUGGCGGACAGCAAAGGUUUUCUAUUGGAGAUUGCAGCACGUCAACCAAUACGAUUAUUGGUCUCUGGUCGAUUUUUGUUGAUCAUCGUCUCUCAUUGGACAACCAAAUAGGAAAACAAUUCAAUAUCCAGCACGUGCACUUUAUAUUGUUUUGAAUGCACAAUAAUAAGAAGCUACCAAAACUAACAAAUACACUAAACAAAACUUUACAACUCAAAGAGUUUUUCAUCUCUUACAAAUCUCAUCCAAACCAAAGCAAUGGCAUUCUUAACUUUGUGACCGAGACGAAGAAUCCCAAGUGAAUUAAAGAAGAGACACCAAACGAACAACAUUCAAAUCAACCGUCUAAAUUUAAAAAAGUUGCCAAAACCAAUUCCCCAACAAUUUAUUCCCAAAUCCGCAAAAUUGUUUGGUUAACAAACAACACAGCAAAUGGAACACCAUUCAAUAACUGUUACCCCAAUCAAAGUCGAAGUACCUGACAGUGUUGAACCAUCGGUAUCCUCUUCGUCGUCGUCGACCAAUGACCGACAAAGAACAACUCACCACAAAGUCGCUACUCAGCGCAGAAAACCUCCAACUAUUGAAACCUUUUGGCCGACAGUUCUGGAAGAGGUCAGAAGUAUACAACAAGUUGAUGCUAAACAUCAAGCUUUACCUCUAGCUAGAAUUAAAAAAAUCAUGAAACUCGACGAGAAUACUCGAAUGAUUGCGGCAGAGGCGCCUUUACUCUUUGCCAAAGCUUGUGAGUAUUUCAUUCAGGAGUUGACUCUGCGUGCUUGGGUGCAUACAGAAGAAAGCAAAAGACGUACACUACAACGCAGUGAUAUUGCUCAAGCAAUUUCGAUUUGUGAUCAAUUUGAUUUUUUGAUUGAUAUUGUUCCGAGAGAGGAAAUUAAACCACCAACUACGUCAGUAAAGAAAGAGGCAGAUAAACAAGUUAAUCAACAACAGAGUACGGCGGCGACGAGUUCGGUUAGUAUGAAUUCGACGACAAAUACGGUGCAAACGCCAACAGCUCAACCAGAACAACAACCAAUGCAGUAUUAUAUACAGCUGGGUGGUGGCCAACAGGCACAUUUACAACAACCACACAUUCAAACGUCGAAUAUUACGUCGAAUGGGCUGUUGGGUAAUCAACAGAUUCAGCAGUCGUUGCAGGGGAUUAAUAUUGUUACUGCUCCGCAGAAUAUUUUGUUGACUGCUGGUAAUCCAGGGCAGCAGCAGACGGCUGCAACUAUGGUGAAUAGCUUGCAGAAUCCACAGCAGCAGAUACAGUUGAUUCAGCAAGUUGUUACACCGAAUGGAGAGAUUACCAAUGUACCGAUAACCAUAACAGCAAAUCAAUUAAAUCUUCUACGAAUGCAAAUGCAAGGCAAUCAAGCGGCAAAUGCACUCCAAACACAGCAAGUUCUUAUACCAACAAUUCCAACCCAACAGCAAACUCAAUUAGUGCACAUAGGCGGUGGAAAUGUUGCAACAGCUGCAAAUGUCAUACAAAACCCAGGCCAUGGAAAUAUCUUCCUCAGCACCGGUCAUGGAAACUCUAUAGUUUCAACUGAUCGAAAUCUUGGAAGUACAUUUAGACCCAAUUGUUGAUAUCCAAAUUAGUGUGAAUAUGUAGUUUCUUGUUUAAUACAAAAAAAAAAAAAAAUUAAAUAAAAAAAAAACAUUUACAUAUAAAUAUGUAUACAUUAUAUAUUAUUUAAAUAUAUAUUUACUGUUAACAUAAUAGUUAUAAAUUAUAUUAACUACUAGUCUAUAAGUUUUGAAUUCAAAGUAUGGUUUUGCAAUAAAAAAAAUAUACUCUGCAAAACUCCGUACAAUCGAGACGCAUCAGUUUGUCUCAAGUGUAGCUUUAAGAAUAUUUAAUUUCACGUGUGUACACCCCAGCUUAAAAAUAAAUAAAUAAACACAUACAUGUUUAAUGUAUGUGAGUGUAGUGCUGAAACUUGUAAAAAACUAAAGUUUUCCCAGAGUUUCCCCAAUUGUAUAAUAAUGAUGGAUAUAAAUAAUAAAUGUGUAUAAAUGUA